AUGAAAUUCCUGUGCGUCGCUGUUUGCCUUACCGUGAUGUGCAUUGAAUCACUAGCACAAAACAAUCAAUAUCUGCCCCCAGACAAAGGUUAUGCUUACGACAAACCGAAUCAGCCAUUCCCAUCUUCCCCUCAACCUCAGAAUGUUCCGCGACCACAGCCCACUCCUGGUCGUCCGGCACCAUCUUAUGGUCCUCCAGCUCAGGAUGAUCACCAUCACGAACCUGGAAUGCCUUUCGAUUUUCAAUACAAUGUGAAUGACAUUGAAACCCAAAAUGAUUACUCUCAUAAGGCGGUAAGUGACGGUGACGUGACACGUGGCGAGUAUCGUGUCCAGCUUCCUGAUGGACGUACGCAAGUUGUGCGCUAUACUGCCGAUUGGAAGAAUGGGUACAAUGCUGAGGUAUCGUACGAAGGGGAAGCCAGAUAUCCUGAAGGCCCUGGUCAGGGUGGUGCCAAUGCAGGUGGAUACAAAUACUAG
This is a messenger RNA of Anopheles marshallii, 480 nucleotides long. RefSeq names its product pro-resilin (gene Cpr50Cb). The transcript has 4 exons. Lineage: Eukaryota; Metazoa; Arthropoda; Insecta; Diptera; Culicidae. The record is from RefSeq and is a predicted model, not a curated record. Bases 1 to 480 code for a protein of 159 amino acids. Gene Ontology annotation, cellular component: extracellular matrix.